UAUUGGACAGACCCACAGGAAGAGAGAAAUGAACCAAAAUACAGGCCCGUCCUGAUAUAAAUCACCGAAUGCUUUAAAAAAAAAAUAUAUAUAUAUAACGUAAUGUUUACUGGUAUUUGGUCGUGCUGGGACAAUUAACGAUAGUAUUUGUGAUCUGUUGUCAAUAAUGGCCUAGGAUUAUAUCGUUAUACGGUCAUCACAGUAUUAUAAUCUUGAUGCUGCGGCAGAGAGCGACGACAUCCCCCCUCACGAACCAUUGAUUGCCGUCCAGGGGAAGGAAUUGUCCAGGCGGCUGGAACCCUCCGGGCGUAGAACAGGAGGCAUCUCUUCUAAACCGCGCGCCGUGGAACAUCAUGUCUGCUAUGAGGACAUUGACGGUGGCGGGACUGUUUUUGUCUUUUUGCGCCUUGGGGCUCAUAGCAGUCGCAAUAUGUACUGACAAUUGGUACGAGACGGAUGCGAGGAGACACAAGGAACGUUGUAAGAAUUAUUCCAACAAAAGGAACGACCCUGGAUUCAUCUAUAUCUCCAACCAGAAUCUCCCACUACGUAUGUUACCGAAGGAGAAUAACGUGGAGAGGAAGGGGUCGAGUGGGGGAGUUCUCCUGCGGGCUAAGCGGCACUUUUUGCCCCCUGCCCCGGCCAUGGAGUCUCUCUGCAGUCGGCAGUACAACUCCACCAUCUCCGGGCUGUGGAGGAAAUGCCAUCGAGAGGGAUUCGACCUGGAGACCGAGGAUCUUAUCUUUAAAGGGUUGGUUCAGCGCUGCACACCAAUCAAAUACUACUACUCUUCUUUAGCCCUCCCCAGACAUCUGAGCAUCAAUAUAACCAAGACUAUUGGUCAGGAUGAGUGGCAUGCACUCCACCUGCAGAGAAUGACAGCCAGCUUCAUCGGCAUGGCGGUGUCCAUCAUCCUGUUCGGCUGGGUGAUCGGAGCUCUGGGCUGCUGUCAGCAGCAUGACCUGAUGCAGUACGUAGCUGGACUCCUGUUUCUCAUGGGAGGAACGUGCUGUAUCAUCUCUCUGUGUACAUGUGUAUCAGGGAUCAACUUCCAACUGUCCCGUUAUCCUCGCUACAUGUAUGGGAUCCCAGAGGACAUCAGUCACGGAUACGGUUGGUCCAUGUUCUGCGCAUGGGGGGGCCUAGGUCUCACCCUAUUGGCCGGCUUCCUGUGCACCCUGGCUCCUUCCCUAUACCCCCCCGUCCCUCACACUAUGGUAGAGAGGCUGCAACGCAAGCCCCGACAUGAGAACGGCUGUGUGUGACCCCAUAGAAAUCAACUACUAUUUGAGUUGAAUACAGGAGUUUGUGUGUGACAUUCAGUGUCUUACAGAAUUUCCAGUGACUCUCAUUCCUCUUAAGUCUUGUUUCUUCUAUGAAAAAGAGAUGCUUCUCUGUUUGGACAGGAGACGUUCCCCAGGGACUAAGAACUAAGAUCUGUCAGUGUUGUGUGUCUGACUGCACAAAGAAAGAAACAGACAGAAAGACAUUGGCUCUGGUUCUCCAGCUGGAGGGGGUCGGAUGGUGACUGUUUACUGUGGAGGAAUUCAGUUCUUCUUGUCUUCGGUACUCCUCUUCCUCCUUCUUCCUCCAAAAUGUCAACAGUUACAGAAUGAUCUUUUUUUUGUCCCAAUAAUGAAUUGUUCGGUGUUAUUGCUUGCUAUCUUCCUGUACCUUUGACCUUUUGAUGCUGGUUCAAAAAAAAUAAAAAAAUAAAUAACACAGAAGAACAAUAAUAGCCAAACUUUAAGGGAUGAAUUCUAACUUCUACUUAAGUCUAUCUUUCACUGACUCUCCCAUUGACGUCAAUGCACGGCCAAGUGAAAAUUCGACAUGAGUCCCUAGUUAGGAUAUACCCCAAGCUAAGAUGUAAUACAUUAAAAUAAUAAGUAUUUUCAAAGGGCAAUCGUGUUUUACUGUUUGUAUCCAUUGAAAACAAAAUAAUAUGUAAAUGUCGAUUUAGAAAAUGUAUGUAUGUAUGUAUGUAUGUAUGUAUGUAUGUAUGUAUGUAUGUAUGUAUGUAUGUAUGUAUGUAUGUAUGUAUGUAUGUAUGUAUGUAUGUUUGCUUUUGUGUGUAUUAAAAAAAACAACAUGAGCAUUAAGAUACAAGAUUGUAUUUGAUGGGAAAUGUUUUGAUGUUCUUGAAGUUUACUGAUCAUGAUAGUAACAUCAAGAUAUUUUUGAAAAAAUAAAAUGAUGAUACAAACCGUU
Messenger RNA from Oncorhynchus keta (chum salmon), 2211 nucleotides. RefSeq names its product transmembrane protein 178B-like. Lineage: Eukaryota; Metazoa; Chordata; Actinopteri; Salmoniformes; Salmonidae. Gene Ontology annotation, cellular component: membrane. The transcript is spliced from 4 exons. Bases 354 to 1265 code for a protein of 303 amino acids. The record is from RefSeq and is a predicted model, not a curated record.